Messenger RNA from Zonotrichia albicollis (white-throated sparrow), 1044 nucleotides. It is a transcript of the gene PSPH, whose product is annotated as phosphoserine phosphatase. NCBI's taxonomy places the organism in Eukaryota, Metazoa, Chordata, Aves, Passeriformes, Passerellidae. The record is from RefSeq and is a predicted model, not a curated record. Gene Ontology annotation, biological process: dephosphorylation; L-serine biosynthetic process. Gene Ontology annotation, cellular component: cytoplasm. Gene Ontology annotation, molecular function: magnesium ion binding; L-phosphoserine phosphatase activity.
CCCGGGGCGGUCACACCUCUGCCGCCCUCGCUGGCAGCGAACAGCUUGCCCUGCUCUGCUCCCAUGUGUGCGAGCACCUCAAACAAACCCCCCGGGCCGCCUGACUCAGCGCUUUAUCAGGGGCCGAGCGGCAAAAUGCGGCUGUCGUCCAGCGCAGCCCGUGCGCGGGGUUUGUGCCGCUGAGGGCUCAGCUGAUCCCUCCCUGCCAGGCGCAGCCCGGAGCCUCCCGGCGGCAGCAGCAGCCACGGCCGCUUCCCUUCUGUAUCCUUAAGAAGGCUCCCAAAAGGAUGGCAUCCCUGAUGGAGCUGAAGGAGAUCUUCCGCAGCGCCGACGCCGUGUGCUUCGACGUGGACAGCACCGUCAUCAGGGAGGAGGGCAUCGACGAGCUGGCCAAGUUCUGCGGGGUCGGGGACGCCGUGGCAGAGAUGACCCGCAGAGCCAUGGGUGGCACUGUGACAUUCAAGGCAGCUCUCACAGCACGGUUAGGUCUCAUCAGGCCCUCCUAUGAACAAGUGCAGAAAUUAAUAUCUGACAACCCACCUCAGCUAACUCCAGGAAUAAGGGAGCUGGUGAGCAGACUCCACCAACGAGGGGUUCAGGUGUUCCUGGUCUCGGGGGGCUUUCAGAGCAUUGUGGAACACGUGGCCCUGCAGCUGAACAUCCCCACAGCAAACGUCUUUGCCAACAGGCUCAAAUUCUACUUCAACGGAGAAUAUGCAGGAUUUGAUGAAACACAACCAACAGCUGAAUCAGGGGGGAAAGGAAAGGUUAUCACUCAUCUGAAAGAACAGUUCCAUUUCAAGAAAGUGGUUAUGAUUGGAGAUGGAGCUACAGACAUGGAAGCCUGCCCUCCUGGAGAUUGCUUCAUUGGAUUUGGAGGCAAUGUGGUCAGAAAGCAAGUGAAGGAGAAAGCCAAGUGGUACAUCACCCACUUUGAUGAACUGCUAAAGGAGCUGGAAGAGCGAUAAAUCCUCCUGUAAAAUAAUCUAUUUAACACCUGUAAAUCCAUUAUACAAUGCCAUUAAACAUUUAUUUGUUUGCAAA